CUGGAACCUGACUGUAGUCAAGUUAACAAACCCCUUUUAAACGAAUCCUUUUGCGCAUGAACCUUUUUAUGAAGCAUCCCAACUUCAUCCAUUGGUACAGAACGCCAUGACCAAACAUGGAGCACCACCACCCACUCGAGUGCCUAUGCCGACAAAUUAGUAUGUCUUGGCUGUGAUUGUGCAUGCUUAUGCAUUAACAGCCCAACGCUUUGACACACUCCUUCUCAGAAUCUGUGCGCCUUGGAAGGGGAGGCGCGCCAGAGUGGCCGAUGCGGGGAUUAAGGGGAGAGAGAGACUAAACGCAGCGUUACAAGGACCGUGAUACCAAUGCACCUCGUUAAAAAUGAAUUAGGUGGCGUUUUUUGGUUUUUUUUUUUGCUUCCCUGCUCUUAUCUCACAGAAUAGAAAGAAAUCCGGGCAGAGCGUAAGCUCACCGCAGCCCUAUGAAGACAAUCGCAGAAGGGGCGGUGAAGUGGAUUUUUGAAGAAUAUCUUGUUUGGCUCCUUCAUAUACUUGGAUGACUCUUCUCUUUGGGAUCUUCGUGGCCAUUGGGUGGCUCAUUCCUGCUCCUUGUUGUGGAUGGAUUGAUGAGACUGUUUGGAAUUUUUUGAAAGCAUCUCUUAAGACUCGAGGAGACAAGAUGUUCACUUCCGGAACUUCAUCUAGUUAAUCAAGUUUGUAUAUGGCUUGUCUCCAAAGAGACCGCAACGUCUGGAGCUAGUUUUCAUUCACUUACCAAGCAACACCAUGCCCGACUCUGGAUCUUUCAGAAGCUACAACAGCAGCUUUCCAAGCAGCGGUGCUUGGAACAUCAGCGGUGGCGGUCCCUGGUUGCUCGCCUUCCUGCUGACCGUCAUCAUCCUCAUCACCGUAUGCGGCAACGUGUUGCUCAUCGUGUUGGUUUUUGCCCACCGUUCCUUACGAUGCACCUCCAACUGCUUCUUAGUGUCCCUGUUCCUGUCAGACCUCAUGGUGGCGCUGGUGGUCAUGCCCCCAGCCAUGCUCAACGUGCUGUGCGGGGCCUGGGUGCUUUGGCCGGCCUUCUGCCCCGUCUGGCUGUCCUUUGACGUCAUGUGCUGCAGCGCCUCCAUUCUCAACCUGUGUAUGAUCAGCCUGGACCGCUACCUUUUCAUCAUCUCGCCACUGCGCUACAAGCAGAGGAUGACCAUGCCUCGGGCGCUGCUACUGGUCGCAGGGGCUUGGGGGUUAGCAGCGUUCGCCUCGUUCCUGCCCAUCGAGAUGAAGUGGCACAGCUUGGGACACUUGAGUGGGCAGCCUUUGUCCCCGGAAGGGGGAAGAACCAAUAUGAGCUCCUACUCGGACUUGCUGUACCCGGCAUCCUAUUUCCAGAUCCACGGCCUUUACUUUCAGUGCCGCCUGCAGGUCACGUUGCCCUUCGCUCUGGUGGCAUCCUUGCUCACCUUCUUUUUGCCCUCUAGUGCCAUCUGCUUCACCUACUGUCGAAUUCUUUUGGCGGCUCGUAGGCAAGCCAAGAGGGUGGCGGCCCUAAGCCACCCACCGCACCCUCAUCCCUCUCUCGAGGAACCAUCUCAGCCUCCUUCACUCGGGGAUGGAGCUCACCAAGAUGGAGACGAAUGCAGUCACCAGGAGGCCCCAGUGCCACAGAAUAUAGCGCCAUCAGUGAACAGUGAGCGCCAUUUGGCUCACAGACAGGGUCGGAGGGCACUGAAGGCCAGCCUGACCCUUGGAGUUCUUCUGGGACUUUUCUUCUGCACUUGGCUUCCCUUUUUCAUCAUCAACAUGGCUCAGGCAGUGUGCGAGUGUGUCCCCCUGGCGCUCUUCGACGCCAUCACGUGGCUGGGCUACUGCAACAGCACCAUGAAUCCCAUCAUCUAUCCACUCUUCAUGAGGGACUUCAAGCGAGCACUUGGGAAGCUGUUGCCCUGUUCCUCCUCACGGUUGCCAAGACAACCGUCGCCAGCACUCUCCCUGUCCCUCCGCAACUCGGGAGAGCCAAACAUCUGCAGCACACCCCCGUCCCCUCUGACCUCUGACACCACACCUCCACCUGCCACCGCCACAGACGCCGUGAAUUUGGUGGACGCUGAGCAUGCUGGGAUUGAAGUGCCUCUUCUUCUUCUUCCCAAUCAGGUAGUUACAUUAAACUGA
This is a messenger RNA of Hippocampus zosterae (dwarf seahorse), 2130 nucleotides long. RefSeq names its product 5-hydroxytryptamine (serotonin) receptor 6 (gene htr6). The record is from RefSeq and is a predicted model, not a curated record. Lineage: Eukaryota; Metazoa; Chordata; Actinopteri; Syngnathiformes; Syngnathidae. Gene Ontology annotation, molecular function: G protein-coupled serotonin receptor activity; neurotransmitter receptor activity. Gene Ontology annotation, cellular component: membrane; dendrite. The transcript is spliced from 3 exons. Gene Ontology annotation, biological process: chemical synaptic transmission; G protein-coupled receptor signaling pathway, coupled to cyclic nucleotide second messenger. The coding region runs from base 748 to 2130 and encodes 460 amino acids.